Messenger RNA from Colletotrichum karsti, 2220 nucleotides. Its product is annotated as pentatricopeptide repeat domain-containing protein. NCBI's taxonomy places the organism in Eukaryota, Fungi, Ascomycota, Sordariomycetes, Glomerellales, Glomerellaceae. The record is from RefSeq and is a predicted model, not a curated record. The transcript has a single exon. Bases 1 to 2220 code for a protein of 739 amino acids.
AUGACUCCAAUUUUCGAUAUUCCCAUUCAAUUGGAUCCGGCAACUCGGUCCUCCAAACGUCAAUAUUCCGCAUCAGAUCAUACCCUCGACGCCGACGACAUCCCGACGCCCAACCCGCCCAACCCGCCGAACCGAUCAAUUGGACUCACCUGGGGCUGCCGAUGCAGCCGGCAUGCCGUGGGAAUGCAGGCACUAUGGUCCAGAGCGGGCCAGGCGCACCACUGCGGGUGCAAGGCCUGCUUCAAGGCCGCCGGGGGCAUGAUACGGCAGUCAGCGACGCGGGUGACGCCUCGUAAACCGACCUUCAGCGAGAUCUUCACAGCCUGUUACACGGGCAUCAUGGCUUCCGCCGCCGUGAUUGACGCGAACGUCAAGGACAGACGACGACUGGCGCUGGAACAGGAGCUCGAGCAGGCGAAAUUGGAGCUCGAGAUGUUAAGGAAGAAGCACCCGCCACGAAAACUCGACGUCGACGAGCCACCCCCGGCCAGCACGGAGAACCGAUACAAGGGCGCGCUGUGGGAUCACGUGGCGCAGAGCAGCGAGAUUGCAAAAUAUCUGGACUCUCUUCGCGAUGUGCACGGCAAGGCAAAACCGCUCCGCAGGUCCGUCCAGGUGAGGGCCUGGUUGGACGAGUGCGGCUUCGGCGUGUCGAAAGAGGAUCUGGAGAAGCUGGAAGACUUUGACUAUGCGGCAUUGGACGCGCGCUUACUGGAGGAGGAGAUGAGGCCAUAUCCCCGCCAGAUUCAUCGCUUGCCGAAAACCCUCGCUCAGUUGGAAGCGGCGGAAAACAAUACCGUACUCAUGGUCAACAAUCUUCUCACGCACUCUCAACGAAUAUGGCGGGAACCCCUUUGGCGACCUAUCCGCGACAUGGUGACCGACCUUCGUCGACAGAAUCUGCCCAGGUUCGAACGGCGUACUGAUGUGGAAGGAAUGUUGGAGAACAGCAAAAGGCUGAACGCUUCCCUGCGCGCCAUUUUCGCGAACGAUACUUAUAAUCGGCGCGAAAAGGUCAUGAAGGUCAUCCACAACCUUCUCGUAUCGCCAGCGCCAACAACAAUUCAUACCUAUAACCUGCUUAUACUCGCCCUCGACCGCCUUGGGCUCUUCGUCUUAUCGCAAGGUGUGGUGGGCCCUCUACUUUAUGGCAGACGUGAGCCAACGAGGAGUACUUUGCUCUGCCUACUCAAUCACUUCAAAGAAGAUGGCAACGACAAGCAAUUCUUUGAGCUGAUUCAGCGUUUCACGGGGAAAGACCCCCGCGGCAUCGUCGGUCGGAGGAAAGACUUCGAUGAUUUGGAAGAGAGAGACUCGCUCUUCAUGUGGGCAGUAUUGAAGAACGUCGCCGUCAGCGAUAACUGCGUUACCGAGAGAGCUUGGCUUGAUCUUGAUAUCUUUACGGCCAUCAUUCAGGGCCUACUGAAAUUCGGCUGGGUGAGGCACGCCACCGCGGUCUUCGCUGUCGGCCUAAAGCAUGGCAUCGACUUCAGCAUGCAUACAAUAUCGCAACUGAUUAUGCACAUUACACACACCCUGGAUGCGACUGCUGCGCGUCAGAUGUUACUCGCUAUCAAGAUGAAGCCCGGGGUUCUCCAGGCCAAGGCCAAGACCAAGCAGGCGGAGAACCGGAAACACCUCGCGAGAAGCAUUCAAAUCCUCAUUGGCAUCUGCCAUCACCCAGAGAAUCUCGACUCUGUGGCUCCAUGGUUACACGUCCCAACAUCGGCGCUGCUAUCGAAGGAGCAGCAUCUGGGCAUUCACAUGACCAGCCUACUACACGAGAUUUCGAAAUCGGCCGCAAAAAUGAAGAAGCUCAAGACAGAAUUCAAGGAAAUUCAUGACGUUUUAAAGGUCCGUCAAAGGAGAGCACGAAGAAACGAAACACGAACGGCAAAGUUCGAAAUAGAACCGGAAAGCAUAAGGGAAACACAACAGGCACCAGCAGCGCAAGAGGAACAGGCCCACCAAUUGCAACCCAAGCCGUACCUGACAUCAGCUCAGUUCAAAGAGGCUUUGAUGCAGGAUGCUGCGGAGGAGACUGCGCGGCCGAAGACGCCUGAACACACGUGGCUCCAAACCUCUCCAAAUCUCAAUCGCACACAGUACCGCUUCAUGGCGCGGCUGCGCUCGAAGAGGUUGGCAGUGGCCGAGGCUGCAUUGUAUGAAAUGGACUCGCAGCGGCAGUUGGGACCAUCUGCAGAGAUAACAUCGUGUUAG